Molecule: messenger RNA, 2089 nt
Organism: Bombus terrestris (buff-tailed bumblebee)
Lineage: Eukaryota; Metazoa; Arthropoda; Insecta; Hymenoptera; Apidae
Gene: Fibp
Product: acidic fibroblast growth factor intracellular-binding protein
Exons: 6
Coding region: 867-1943 (358 amino acids)
Cellular component (GO): nucleus
Source: RefSeq, a predicted model, not a curated record
UCCUGCCAAAUGCUCGCCUAAUUGUUCGCUAAUUGGCCGAGACGGCGCGGAUUCUUAUCAAUUAAAACCGAUUCGAGAAACUGAAAUACUGCACUAAACAAUUCUUUAACGAACUAUGACGUUUUCAGACCAGAUAGGUGUAAAGAAUUUUUAACGGUUAGCUUUCUGAUUAAUAAUUAAGGAGCUCACAUGCUAAGUGGACGAUUCCUUGAGAAAAUAUUGAAUGAUAUGAAAGAAAGGGAAAGAAAAGGGGGAAAAGAAGAAAGAAGCUAAGAGAGAGAUUAUCAAGAAUGAAUGAAAUAAAAUAUAAUGACAAGAAAAAGGAGGGAAUAAGAAAAGUUGAGAGGAGUAAAGGGGUUAAGAAAUGGCAAAGAAAAUGGAAUAAAAAAGAGACCAAGGAAAAAUGGAAAGAGAAAUGAUAUGAAGAGUAAGGGAAAUAAAUUAUACGUACUUUGUCUAUAAUUAUAACACAGAAUGGAUUAGCUUGCAAUACACAUAAUCUAACAUGACACAUUUUCUAACCUAACCUUAUUCUAUAUUGAAUCGAUAACGUCGGAAGUGACAUAAGGAUGAUAAAGGAAUUCUAACCCAGACGAGUAAUAAACACUGAUCUGUAUGAAUACAUAGACUACAGAAUAGACAUAUUACCAAUAAUUAUCGUCUGUAGUUUUUAGGAUAUACAAUAUAUACUAUCUUUAAUUAGCAUAUAUCUCAUUUAUGGAACAAGACGUUAAACGCAAUCGAUGAUAUAAAUACGACGCACCUAAAAGCUGAAAAUGUACGUGAUGUCUUGAAUCGAUGUGUGACUAAGCCCAUUUACGGGCCUACUUUUAAAGUGUGAAAUUAAAAGACACUGUAUUUUCGUGAUGCUGUCAGAAGUCGAUGUAUUUAUCAGUAAUUAUACUCUUGUCGAUCCUGAGAUAUAUCAGCUUUGGGUCGAUGGCCAUUCAUCAAGCGAAGCAGUAAAUAUCUUACAUCAACGAGGAAUAUGUCAACAAACGAAUGCCUCGAUUGAAUUAAUAGCUUCUGACAUCCUCGAUCACUAUCGGACUUAUGCACUUCUAGAAAAAUUACUUCACACGCCUACUAAACUGGCGAGCGAACAGCUCGCGUUUCAAAUAGAACCACAAACAAGUCAAAUGCUUAUUGAAAUGUACUAUGAAUUCGAUGACGUUGUUAUUAGAGAAUUAUUAGGUAAAAAAUUAACAUCAAAAAGUAGAAAAGAUAUGGAUGAGGUGUCAGAAAAAACAGGCAUAACGUUAAAGAGUUGUCGUCGACAAUACGAUAAUGUGAAAAGAGUCUUCAAAGUUGUUGAAGAUCUACCAGGUUCUUUGGCUGCUAAUAUCGAACAACAUUUUUUGCUCUCAGAAGAUCUUGCCAAGCGAUAUGCUGCUGUGGUGUUCAUAGCAUGUCUUAGAUUUGAGAUGAACAAGAGGAAGCUUCAGUUCUUAACAUUUCCUGAUUUAUAUCAUUGUGCCAACAGUAUGAUGUCAUCUUGGACAUACCGUUGUGUUGGAUCAGAAUAUUUUGACACUGAUUUAGAUAGAGAAUUUUUGUUAGAGUUAGCAGAAUGUAGGGUGCUUUUAGAAAAUGAUAAACAUCAUAAACAUUUGGUGUGCAUCAAGCUUAAACCUAUGCUUUUAGAACGUUCGUUUCAAGAAAUAGAUACUAACUUUCGUUCAUAUACAAGAGCUAUCCUAGGAAUAGGAUGUAAUCUCCAUCGCACCAGAGAUUUACGAUUUUUUUUCUUGGAACUGGUAGAAAGAUGUAUAGAACCAUGGCGUCAAGUGAACUGGACACACGCUGAUCUCAGAAAUUUCAUGUCAAUCUAUACUCAAUGUGCGCUAGAUAUGGAUGUACUUAGGGAUAAUGAAUUAAGAGACGCGUUUGAACGUUAUAUGACUGUUGUUACAUGCUGUUUAUUGCGCAUGUAUCAUACAUGACCAUUAACAGAUGAGGAAAAUGGAACACAAAAAAUUAAUACAAUUGGGAAUGAUGAUAAAUGAGCCAUAAAAAAUGAAUGAAAUGGAGAAAAUUGUAGUCAUGUUGGAAUUUAUUAAGUUUUCAUAAUAAAUAAUUAAUAAACAAA